Closterium sp. Yama58-4 is the source of this 4437-nucleotide messenger RNA. Lineage: Eukaryota; Viridiplantae; Streptophyta; Zygnematophyceae; Desmidiales; Closteriaceae. The record is from the annotation of a GenBank genome assembly.
AUGGCGGAGCAAAACGCGAAGAUGGGAGGUCCCCCGGGAGGGAUUUUGGCGGGAUACACUGACUCGGGAUCAGGUUCGGACGGUGGUUCGGUGGGUGAGGAGAGCGCGGGCGGUGAUUGGCCGAUGCUGGACGCCAUAGAUGAGCAGAACGGCAGGAUGGGAGGCUCGGACUUUGGCUCGGACUAUGGCUCGGCCUAUGGCUCGGACAGUGGCUCGGAAGGAGGUUCGGAAGGAGAGUGGCUUAAUGGGUCGGAUGGAGGUUGGAUAGAUGGUUCGGGUGGAGAGUGGGAAGAUUUUGCGGCCUCGAAAUGGUACGACGGUUCGGAUGCAGGCUGGGAUGACGGCUCGGGUGGAGUCUGGGAUGAUGGUUCUGGAGGGGGCUGGGAUGUGUCGGAGGGAGGCUCGGAGGGAGGCUCGGAUGGUUCGGACGGAGGUUGGGAAGAUGGUACGGGCAGCGAUGGCAGCAGCACAUGGGGGGGCGAUUAUGGGAGUAACGACGCUGAGAAUGGCGGUGACGACUCGUAUUUCUCUGAACCUUCUGAUGCUGAGGACUCUCUUUACCCCACUGGCGGUGACUAUUACACUGCUGACACUGCUGACAGUGCUGACAGCACUGCAGCACUCAAGCCCAUGCUCCCCCGCGCUGCUGCUACUCGCCGUCCCCCACGUGCCGUGAUACGUCCCACGCCUGUUCCUCCGAACCGAGCUACCCGAGCCAAGCCGGUCAAGCGCCAAGCCGGGGCUCGAGGCUCGGGCUCCCAAGCCAAGCCGGUGAAGCGUCCGGGCAACUAUCACGGCGGUUCGGCCCAUGCCACACCUGGCCACCACAAUGGCAAACCCCAUCCCUCUGCCCAUGUGGCAGCAAACCAGCAUGCAGGUUCGGCCCGAGCCAAGCCCGCCCGAGCCAAGCCAGUGCAAGCCGUGGGAACAGGUGUGGUGGCGGUGCCAGUGGCGAGGGCAGCGAAGCACAGCACCCUGGUUGCCAGCACAGCGAGGCAGGGGCAUGCGCAGGGAGAGGGGGCAGGGGGGGCGUCUGGGAGCGGAGGAGGUGGAAGCUCCAGCAGCUCUGGUGGAGGGGUGAUUGCCAUUCCCGAUGAUGCCACUCCUGUCAACCCCCCUGCUGAUGGCGUCCCGAUCCCCCCGGUCCUCCCACCCACCACACCUCCUCCCACCACCACACCCCCCACCACCCCCCCCCCCACUACCACUCCCCCCACCACCCCUCCCCCCACUACCACUCCCCCCACCACCCCUCCCCCCUCCACCACUCCUCCAACCACCCCUCCCCCAACUACCACCCCUCCUCCUACCACCACUCCUCCCCCCACCACCACCCCUCCCACCAUCCCCCCCACCAUCCCACCCCCCACCAUCCCUCACCCUACCAUCCCUCCGCCCACCACGCCUCACCACCUGCGCUGCGGCGUCGCCCCAAACUCCCUCCUCUCCGCGCUCAACUGGGCGUGCGGGCCGGGCGGCGCAGACUGCUCCUCCAUCCAGCCGGGGGGUCCCUGCUUCCAGCCGGGCAACCUCGCCCUGCACGCCUCCGUCGCCUUCAACUCCAUCUUCCACUCGCACGCGCACCGCCCCGGCUCCUGCUUCUUCGGCGGCAACGCUGUGGUGGUUCCCCGCGUGCCCGACUAUGCUGCUGCUGCCUCCCCCGCCUGCACCUUCCCCUCGUCCAACGGGCAGUUUUGUGUUGCUGCCUGCCAGGAGAUCCCAGACCCCUACAAUUCCCUCCCUGACCCCUACUCUCCCCCGCAGGGCCUCGUGAACCCGGUAUACCCUGAAUACUCCCCCGAGCCGGAUUACCCUCCCAGAGGUGCGGUGGCGCCGGGUGGGGGCGCAGGGGGAAGGGCUGGGUGUGCAGCAGACAUGGGGGCGGUGCAGAGGGCGCUUGACUGGGCAUGUGGGCCGGGCGGAGUGGACUGCUCUCCCAUACUGCCGGGAGGGGCUUGCUGGCAGGGGAAUGGAGCACUGGCAAUGCAUGCAUCGCACGCCUUCAAUGCGUACUUCCAGCAGAACCACCGCCAGCCUGGCACGUGCUUCUUUGGCGGCACGGCGGUGGUGGUCCCCCGCGUGCCGGACUAUGCUGCUGGCCCACCCUCCUGCGCCUGGCCCUCCGAUAAUGGCCAGUACUACAUGGAGCUAGGUGUGGAGGUAGAUGUGGGACGUAGAUGCAUGAUGUAUCGCGCCCGCGGCGGUGACCGCGGGCGGGGACGUGGGGGGAGAUCGGGAGGCGGUGGCGGGCGGGGCAGAGGCGGAAAAGCAGGUUCUGGCGGAAGAGGUCGCGCGGGGGGAGGGGGAGGCGGGCGGAAACGAGCUCGGAACGAGUUAAUUGACGACGGGGAGCGGGAGGAGUCGUUUUUCGCGCGGGCGGAGGAGGCGGCGGAAGAUGACGCGGAACUCGGGUCGGAAGGGGAGGGGGAGGAUGCGCGCUUGGCGGAGAGCGCGGAGGCGAAGCGCCUGCGCAUUGCGCGGUCAUACCUGUCGGAAGUGAAGCGAGCAGCGGCGCUGGCCGCGAGGGAGAAGGCGGACGAAGAGGCGGAAGAGGCGGAGGAUAGAAGCGGGGAGGGGGAGAGCGAAGACGAGGAGGAGGCGGAGGAAGGGGAUGGAGAAGAGGAGGGGGAGGAGGAGGGGGGCGAGGGUUUAAGAGAGGAGCAGGACGCGUUAAUAGCUGCCCGAUUAAAGCAAGAUGCGUUAGAAGAGAGCGGCAGGGUGAUCCGGCGAAUCGCGACACGUUUCAUCUCGUCCACAUCAGCAUUGCCAGGGCAGGUAGUGGGACGCAGACAUAAGCAGUCGGUGACAGGUGUCGCGCUCUCAUUGGACGACAGAGCGGGCUACGCGGUAUCAAAGGACGGACUAAUUGUAGGCUGGGACAUCGAAUCGGGAACGAGCUUUAAGUUCCCCUGGCCCGAAAACUCAAACCCCAACUCCCGCCGGCACGUGCUGAGCGUGAGUGUGAGCGACGACGGGCGAUACCUGGCGGCGGGGGGCCUCGACCGCAUGGUGCACCUGUGGGACGCGCGCACGCGCACGCACGUCAAGUCGUUUGCCGGCCACAGGGGCGCAGUCAUGUCGCUCUCCUUCCGGCCGGCGUCGCUCGACCUUUUCUCCUCGUCCGCCGACCGCAGCAUCAAGCUGUGGAGCUGCGCUGACGUGGCGUACAUGGAUUCGCUGUUUGGCCACCAGGCGGAGAUAGUGGCGCUGCAGGCGCUCAGGCAGCCACAGAGGGUUGUGUCCGUGGCGAGGGACCGUACUUGCAGGCUUUGGAAGGUACCAGAGGAGACGCAGCUGGUGUUCAGAGCGCCCGCGCCGUCCUGUCUGGACUCGUGUGCAUUCCUCUCGCCCUCUGCCUUCAUCACGGGGGGUGACGAUGGGUCACUGUCCCUCUGGUCCGCCCUCAAGAAGAAACCCGUGCAUGUCGUGCGCGCAGCCCAUGGUACCGCUGCUGCCGCUGCUGCUGCCACCAUUGCUGCUGCUUCUGGCGCUGAUGUUGCUGCUGGUACACCUGCUGCGUCUGAUGCUGCUCAGAAUGGCUUACCAAAUGGCAUUUCAUCCCAACAACCAGCAGAUGCUGCCCCUGAAGCUGCUCCCUUUGCCACUGCUGCUCCCUUCACUGCUGCUCCAUCUGUCGCAUCGCCUGCUGCAGCACCGAGUGCAGUGCAGUCGUGGGUGGGGGCUGUGGCCGUGGCGCCCGGCUCUGAUCUGGCAGCCAGCGGGGCGGGCGACGGUGCUCUCAGGCUGUGGCAUUGCGACACGUCAGCAAACCGGCUGCGACCAGUGGGGUCACUGCCAACGGUUGGCUUCAUUAACUCCAUUGCGUUUGCACACCGAUCAGACUUCGUCAUCGCAGGCAUUGGCCAGGAGCCACGACUAGGUCGGUGGGGAAGAAAUGCAGCUGCUAGAAAUGGGGUGCCCAUGUGCUUCACGGAGCGACCCGUGGUGCAGAAGAUUAACAAGCUGUACCAGGAGAACUUUGGGUUUGAUGGGUUGGUGCACGUGACACUAUCAGGCGCCAUCCAUCACGGCAACAAGGGCGUGGAGGUGUGGCUUCAGACGUUCGCCCCGGGCUACUCCACCAACGUGCGCUCGCAGGAACAGGACACAGUGGUGGUGAUAUUAAAGGGCGAGGGCGCGCUGCGCUUCCGUCCCAAUGCCACGGACCAGGUGUCGCCCGCACCCUUCGCCUCCACGCCCUUCCACCCCAACUCAACUGUCAUCAUUCCGCGCAACACCGUUCACCAGCUGGUGAACAGCGGCAAGAAGCGGCUGCAGUUCCUACACAUAUUCGGCAAGCCGCCCAUCAAGUUCAGGGAGUUCACAUCAUGGGAGGAGGCUCAAGGCAAAAAGGUGUUCCCUGGUCCCUUCGACCGCAAGUGCCUUCCGGGCAGCUUCUUUGGCGGGCACAGGGCCCCACCCAGCCGGGACGUUUGA